Bufo gargarizans (Asiatic toad) is the source of this 3332-nucleotide messenger RNA. Its product is annotated as complement component C1q receptor-like. Bases 302 to 2095 code for a protein of 597 amino acids. The transcript has a single exon. Gene Ontology annotation, molecular function: calcium ion binding. NCBI's taxonomy places the organism in Eukaryota, Metazoa, Chordata, Amphibia, Anura, Bufonidae. The record is from RefSeq and is a predicted model, not a curated record.
AGGAAAGGCUAGUCUUUAAUAUCCCCUUUAACUGAACACAAGAUUACAAAAUAACAGCUCUGAGGAGCAAGAAAAAAUAUUGUCGGGCAGAGGCGUACAGGAAGUUGUGUUUCUUGAAGAAGAAUAGGAUCAACGACAACACAGGAUGCAAGCAGACCUCUACUAUAGGAAGAAGGAUAUAUAUUUCUAAUGACACUCUCUAGACACCCACUUCUUAACUGCACUUGGCUUUGUAGCAACUUCUUCAUUUUCUUUGUGAGAAGACACCACCAAGAAAAGAUCUAGAGGAGAAUAGAAAAUAAUGGUCACUUCAAUAUCCGUACUUGCCUUUUUGGUAUCCUUACUUUUCACAUAUGCCAUACCUAAGAAAGAGCAAAGUGAAGCCAUCUGUUCUAAAGAUGCCUGUUACACAGUCCACCUGAGCCAGGAGAUAUUUUCAGAAGCAAGUAAAGAGUGUGUUAACCGAGGAGGGAACCUUCUGACCAUACAAACUAAAGGUGAAGCUGAGCAUGUUCACAGUUUACUUUGGAAAUUCACCAACAUUGCACCAUUGGUUCGCCCAUUAAAGCUUUGGAUUGGACUGCAGCUAAAGUUAAAGUCCUGUGUUGUUAGAAAUGAAACUUUAAAAGGGUUUUCGUGGAUCACAGAUAAUGAAGAUGCAAAGGAAGGUCAGUUCUCCAACUGGCUGACUGAACCAAAGGCAACUUGCACCAAGAGAAAGUGCGUGAGUAUGAAACUGCAGAAGGACUCACCUGAUAAUUACAAAUGGUCGGACGAGUUAUGCUCUUUCCACGCUGAUGGCUACAUCUGCAAAUUCAACUUUCAGGGCAUGUGCCAGCGGGUUGUUCUUGCUGGCCCAGGAUCUGUUGAAUAUGAUACCCCUUUUGAUUUUAAAAGUUCUUCUUUGGACCUAGUUCCGCAUGGCUCUUCAGCGUCUGUGUUUUGUGGGCACAAUGGAGAACAUACAGGAACUUUGUUAUUUUGUCUGAAAUCAGAUGAAACUAAUCUGUAUCAGUGGGGUAAUUCUCGCUUGGACAAAAAAUCAAAUAAACCCUUUUGUGCUUCUGAGGAACUGGGCUGUAAGUAUAAUAAAGGUGGAUGUGAACAUGAAUGUGUAGAGUUCCCGCUAAACAAAUCCCUCUCCUGUAGAUGUAAAGAUGGCUAUGUGUUAGCACCCGACCUGGUGUCCUGUGUUCCACCUGACCACUGCCAGUCUAAUCCAUGUGAGCAGAAAUGUAUAAACCACCAAAAUGGCUUUGAAUGUUUAUGUUCUAGUGGCUUUGCGUUAGCAGAAAACAGAGAAAAUUGCAUAGAUGUCGAUGAAUGCUUGAUUGGACCUUGCAGCCAGACAUGUAUCAAUACUUUAGGAAGUUUCUACUGUAAAUGUAAUACUGGAUUUCAACAGCAAGGAAUACAUUGCAUUGACAUUGAUGAAUGCAUCAACUCUGAUUGCUCUCAAAGCUGCCUCAACACACAUGGAUCUUACCUCUGCUCCUGCAAUAGCGGUUACACCAUCAGCAGUGACAAUACUACCUGCUUAGAUAUAGAUGAGUGUGCUCACUCUCCGUGUGCCAGCUUCUGCCACAACACCCAUGGGAGUUAUCUUUGCUCUUGUCCAAAGGGAAUGCUUUUAUCAUCUGAUAGCAUAUCAUGUAUUCCAGCACAUCACAAUGCAGAGGCUUUCACUAGUGGUGAUAUAAAUGAAGGUCUGGAGCCAGAAGAAGCCACCAGCAGCAGUACCGACAAACCUACGCCAAACUUUACAGAUCUAACUAUAGAUGUGCAGGAUCACAGAGAAACUGGACAAAUAAUGCCGUCUACACCCAUGCCACAAGAAACUGGCACAUUCCCUGGUAAUAGUUUUGUUAAUCUGGUAACAAGUGGUCAAGAGGGCAUCCCGAACACAGUGCUAUUAGUAAGUAUACUAUGUGCCUGUGCUGUGUUGUUGCUCAUGACUAUCAUUGGGGGGGUCAUAUGUCGCAGAAAGAGGAAUGCAAAGAAAAACGAGACUGAGAAGCCAACAAGUGCAACAGAUAACUACUGCUGGGUCCCAGAUCAAAAGGGGGAUAAAGCUUUAAAUAAUGACUACAGGUGACCUCACCUCUCAUAUAUAUAUAUAUAUGGAUACAUGCAUUGCUGUAGUGAAUAUGAUUUGCAGAGCUUUGCUUGUAGAUAGUGUUUUCAUUUUAUUUUUAUUACCUAUACAAGCAUUUUGGCUUUUUUUUUAUUGCUGAUAACCAUGACUGACUUCUUGAUGUCAAAGGGGUCGAUUCCUGGUUUUGCUCCUUAAAAGGUUCAAUACUGAUGGCCUAUAAUGUGAUUGAGGUCUGACUCCUGGCCGUGGUUUUCUGCGGCCUGCUCACAGCAUACUAAGCACAUUGUGGCCAUUCACAUAAUUAAUUGAGCUGUACAUAGGCCAAGUGACCAAUGAAAGUGAGAUCAUUGGCCUAAGAAGAGGCUGCGUCCUCUUCGAAGAACUGAUUGGCAGGGGUUCCAGGAGCUGGGCCCCCACCAACAUGAUAUUGAUGACCUAUCAUGAGAAUAAGUCUUCAUUAUUGAACUACUGAAAACCCUCUUUGAACCCCUUUCUGUAAAUGAAGCUUAUUCACUGUAGGAACUAUUAAGCUGGAUUUACACAGGUCAAUGUUCAGGCCGAUUAUCGGAAAGGAACGUUCCUAUGAAUGCUCGUUCUGGAUAAUCUGCCCACCUAAAAGUGCAAAACGCUUGUACAUUGGGUGAAAUGACCUGAGGUGAGGACAUUGUUCCCAGGCAGCAGAUCGUUCUGUCUGAACAGUGAUCUGCUUCCUAGGAGCAAUGAUUAUGUAUGGGGACAAGCAAUAGCAUCAGCCAUCACUCGUCCUCAUACUGUGGGGGUGAACACUGCAUGUAAACACAGUGCUUUACCCCACUUAUCGUGCACUUCCUUCCCGUCAAUUAGCUGCUACGCGCAGCAUCUAAAUGAGCCUUUAAUGUUAUGCAGCUUUCUAAUGUACUUUGAGUAUUUCUUCCAUUUUCAAGUCUCUGCCAGGGACUAGAAGCAUUUAUUGUAAAUAUAUUAUUGUACAUUAUGCAAUCAAUACGGCAAAAGAAAAAAUGUUUGGUAAUCUUGACAGCCAGUUGAAAAAGUCGUAUUGCUCUCAAUAGCAGAAACAAAAUAAUAGCCUUGCAGUUAUCCAAUGGCUAACUGAAAUACCGUAAAAGAAAUGACAGUAUGGCCACUUUCACACAGUCAGUAUUUUUCAUCAGUAAGGGUCUAUUCACAAGUCCGCAAAAGGGUCCGCACCUGUUCCGCAAUUUUGCGGAACGGGUGCGGACCCAUUCAUUCUCUAUGG